AUGGCUGUCAGGAACUCCAGUCUCGCCUCUUCUCGCCGCAAGUCGCGCGCCGCCCACUUCAACGCCCCCUCCAGCGAGCGCCGCGUUAUCCUCUCUGCUCCUCUCUCGAGCGAGCUCCGCGCCAAGUACAAUGUCCGCUCCAUGCCCAUCCGCAAGGACGACGAGGUCAUGGUCGUCCGUGGCAGCAACAAGGGCCGUGAGGGCAAGGUCACCAGCGUCUACCGCCUGAAGUGGGCCAUCCACGUCGAGCGCAUCAGCCGCGACAAGAGCAACGGCCAGAGCGUCCCCAUCCCCCUCCACCCCUCCAAGGUCGUCAUCAAGAAGCUCCACCUCGACAAGGACCGUGAGGCCAUCCUUGAGCGUGUUGGCAAGGGUCGUGAGGCCGCCAAGGCCAAGUCCGCUUAA
Molecule: messenger RNA, 405 nt
Organism: Aspergillus tubingensis
Lineage: Eukaryota; Fungi; Ascomycota; Eurotiomycetes; Eurotiales; Aspergillaceae
Product: 60S ribosomal protein uL24
Exons: 4
Coding region: 1-405 (134 amino acids)
Biological process (GO): cytoplasmic translation; ribosomal large subunit biogenesis
Cellular component (GO): ribosome; cytosolic large ribosomal subunit
Molecular function (GO): structural constituent of ribosome; RNA binding
Source: RefSeq, a predicted model, not a curated record